Messenger RNA from Fusarium coffeatum, 4014 nucleotides. RefSeq lists its product as uncharacterized. Bases 1 to 4014 code for a protein of 1337 amino acids. The record is from RefSeq and is a predicted model, not a curated record. NCBI's taxonomy places the organism in Eukaryota, Fungi, Ascomycota, Sordariomycetes, Hypocreales, Nectriaceae. The transcript has 11 exons.
AUGGAAUCCGAACGUGGUAGUACCCAGCCUAUCCGGCGUAAGCCCAUGAACACAGCCGAUGCUGUUACUCAGCCCACUGGCAUUGAUUCUAGGUCAGUUGAACCUGCAAGUGAGCCGCUUCUUUCAGACCAAGAAAACGACCCAAACACUCCUACCAAAACUUUCGAUCAAAAACAAUCCCCCAACCUUGUUAGUGUAGUGCCCGCCAACGACCAAACUCUCAGUCCGACUUUGAAUCAGGAAGAUUUUGCCACUGGGGGAUACAAGACAGAGAAAGCCAGUCCCUGCGCGGAAGCUAUUAGCUCAAAAGGCUUAGCACAAGCCAAAUGGAUUUGGUUCAAGCAUCCACGGCCGCUCAAAGAUUUUGAAGCGUUUGACAGGGCGUCAAGAGGCUUAGGCGGUAGCUUAAGCUUGCUCUCUCACACCAAGGGAUGGUUCGUUGGUAUCAUCGCUGCAUUUCUUUUGAGUACCACGAUUGCCACAUCAACAAUCACUCAAUUUGCAGUCACAUACCCGUCUAGACUUAAUCAAGAUGGAAGCAAGGGAAGUGCGGAGGCAUGGAGGUUAGGGGAGAGCUGGGGGAAGGAUGAGUCGAAUUAUGCUUUCAUGAACGAGCCAGCAAUUGCGAGAGGUGUCAGACGAGGAAUCCAUAAUUUAGUGACUGAAACGAUCCCUUUUAGAGAACCGAAGUGUGCCUCGGCCAAUUGCAGAUGGCCAGAAUUCCGCACGCUUGCUAUAGGCUACAAGGCUACGAAUGUUACCCACCUGAUCGAGGCGGAUGUCAAUUUCCACGAUGGUAAUCCCAAUAUCACUCUGCCAAAUGGCGUUCAUACGGAACCGGGCAAAAGUCGUGCCAGAUACACUGGCGCCCCAACAUUUUUCCUUGGGAGUGGGCCAACUCUAGUACAUCAGCAUUUGCGAAAUGCAUCAAUUCUCGAUUACUUCGCCAUUUAUUGGGAACCAUCUAACAUCUUGCCCUGGGCAGUUGAAGUUUCCUUCUAUUGGUGCAUUGACACUUAUCAUCCUGAACUAGUCGAUAAUGUCCUUCGCAUGAACAAGUCGGCAUCCCAGAUCCCGAAAUUACACGCAUUGCAAGGGGAUGACUAUCGUGGAUACGUGUCUUUGGAAUCACCAGACAAAGACGACGUCACGUGGACCAUUGGUGGGCUAUCUACGAGAACAAUAGCAACUCAGUUAAACGAAUCGCUAAGUGGCUACACUGUCGUUCUAGCAGGAGAACCAAUGCGUGGUACAUCAGGGAGUGACAUCCUAGCACAAGCCACCAAAGAGGUUGCACAAAAGCUUGCGAAGGGUAAUUCCACGCUUGAAAUCUAUGAGGCAGAGAAAGCUUGGUCGACCGCCCUGGAGGGCCUGUCGGCGAACGUGGCCAACAGUCUUACAAACACACUCCUUCCUGAUCAAUCUAACAUCAAUGGUCUAUCUUUAAAUACCGAGGUAUACGUCCUGGUUCGGUGGGAAUGGCUGGCACUUCUAAGUGUGCAGGUUGCACUCUCCAUCUGUCUUCUGAUUUGCAUUAUUGUCGAGUCAACGAAGGCAGAGGUUGAGGUUAUGAAAGGUUCGACAGUACCAGUAUUGUUUGCCAUCAAUGCGGCAGACAAGGCUAGGAUGGAAAAUGGGGACUUUGAUUCAGAUUCAUUAAGACAGAUAGAACAUCAGCAGAAGCUGGCUCACGUUAACUUACGUUCCACGGCCCUCGAUGAAGAUGCAUGGCCUGAAGCAAUGGUGCAGCUCCGCUGGAACGGACUGCGCCGAACCGAGAGCUUCUCCACCAAGACCAGGAUGCAGCUCAAUUGUCGAGACUUUAUUGGCGACAAUCGACCUGUCCCACUGCCUAUUAAUUCAAGCAGCGUGAGUAUGACACUUCUAGACGAUGAUAUUGGGGAGCUGCCUGCACUGUCGACCCUCGGCUUCGAGGCCCAGCUCGAAUCCACCGUCUUUGCUGACACGCAAUGCAUCGCUUCCCUCAUGACGCCCGCCAUACCCCCGGCCAUCUCGUCUGGGCUCCGUUACGGGUCGCUAGGCAUCUUCCUCUUUGUAUUCUUCGUCUCUGUUCUACGAACCAUAGCAACAGUGCCCGGCCUGCAACACCGGAACGAGAACGACAGCACGCGUAGCAACGUGGCCUCAAACGCAACCGUCCUUCCUUCUGUCUCCAACUGCCUCCAUUUCCUCCAAUUCAUCUUCUUGACUGGUGGACUCAGCUUAUCGUACCCAGGCUUCUACCCAGCUGCAGUUGCCCACCUGAAUUGGUUUGCUCUCUUUGCCGAUCUGGCGCUCCCAAUUAGGAGCUUCGUUCCUCCGCCGAUCACUGGGGUGGUGAUCAUGGCAUCUACAUACCCUGGCGUGAGGGACGGCCUGUACGAGGUCAAUGGCACCUACGGCGGCUACCCCGGACUAGAGGUCAUGACACAGAUGGUCGGUGCCCCUAUGACAUGCGACACGUGGCUGCUUAUGUUGUGUUUCAUUGCCAGCAUCGCCAUGAUGCUGGGUCUAUUCCUUUGGCUGCUCGAGACACUGCGCCCGCGAAACGUUCUAGGGUUGCCGUUGUUGGGUCCCAGUGACAGGACCCUUGGGAUGCGUAUAGGUAAUGGUGUACUCAAGCUUGUGCUUUCGUACAUCACCCUUCCGUUAGUAGCACUGUCAAUUUACCAACUCAACUUUUCUGGGACUCUUGGCGCAGGCCAUGUCACGCUCACAGUAGUCGUCCUGGUCCUUAUCCUUUUAGCUUUUGCCUGGGUCGCGGUCCGUCUACCAUCAGAAAACCUAGGCGCACUGGUGUUCGAGGCCAAGCUUCAGUACCAACACGUCGGAGGAGACGGAGGUCAAGACUUCGAGGAGGAGAAGCAGGCACGGCGCGAGCACGGGUACGUCAUAGUCCUAUUUGUGUUGAACAUUGAUGCUCCCGUGUUUAAUCUCCGCCAGCUGCAGCGCCGCGAAACGCCUAUGCCCUGGCAGACUGAUGACUCUCCCUCACGUCCAUCUAUCGACAGGAACUCUAUCCUGAUACGCGACCGCUUACCCUUUGGUGACGAACGGGGUCUUUGCCAUGAUAUAUCGCCUCAUGGCUUCAACCAGUCCACUUCUUCUCUGAAUCCACACUUUUACCGUCCCCCAAGAUCGCCUAUUCCCACCGCCCCUGGUGAGAUGUCUCGCUUCUUCGACGACCGCUCUCAGGACUCAGGCUUAGUGUCUCCCUCAAUUACACUGUCAGUUGCAAACUGGCCCUCGUCUACCAACACAAAAUAUUCGAGGACAAGCCUACCCAAUAUGUCACCGAUCAUCCACUGCGUGCGCCAUGGCCAGGGCGUUCAUAACCUCAGCUACGCAAAUCAUGAUCUGCCUGAUCCCGAACUGACCCCUCUUGGAGAGGAGCAAGCCCGGGCUCUGACCACUAGGUUCCCUGACUUGGCCAACGUUGAACUCAUCGUGUCCUCACCACUACGACGUACGAUCCAGACUGCUCUGUUGGCGUUCCCGUCGAAGCUUGAAGACGGCAUGCAGGUUUUAGCCUUACCGGAGGUGCAGGAAGCGAGCGAGCUGAUCUGCGAUACCGGCAGUCCUCUUCCUGAUAUUAAAGCCAAUUUUGAUGGUCUUCCCGUGGAUUUCAGCCUUGUCGAACCGGACUGGUGCAUCAAGCAAGGGAAAUGGGCGCCGAUUGCGGCUUGCCUCUUAGAAAGGGCUGCGCUGGCCCGACGUUGGUUGAGCGAAAGGGCUGAAGCUGAAGUCGUAGUGAUUUCGCAUGGUUGUUUCCUGCACUUUCUGACGGAUGACUGGGUUAAUGCUGUUAACUCUCAAGCAACUGACUGGGCUAACGCAGAGGUUCGCUCUUUUACCUUAGCUUCCGAUAUUCAUGGAGGUCAUUCUCUUGAUGAGUCUGAAGGAUCUAGAAAAAGAAGAGGAUGUGGACAAGUCGCUUUGACAAAGGAGCAACAGCUAGAUCUACGGGAUACAGUACUCAAGACAUGGAUUGAAUGGGGGGUGAUAAAAGAGUGA